CUUCCAUCCAUUGAAUUUCACUCACACACACAAUCCUAUAGAGAAAAAAGAUACUACUGCGGAAAGAGAAAACUUUCUAGCUCUCUUCUUCACUCUAAAGAAACUGAAAAAACACACAAGAAACAGAGUACAACCAGAAACAAGGGGAAAAAAAGAUUGAAACUUUUUCAGUUUGAUGGACUCGAAGUCCUUCAGGUUCAUAACCCACCAAUCAUUUUUCACUGCCGUGAGGGAAGAGGACCUUGAGGCCCUCAAGAACAUCAUAUCAGAUGAUGGGCCGGAUCCAUCUUCCUUAAUUGCCUUGCAAAAUGAUGCAGGGGAGACUGCUGUAUACAUAGCUGCGGAGAAUAAUUUUGUGGAGGUUUUUAACUAUUUGAUCAGCUUUUGUGAUCUGCAGACUGUUCUGAUCAAGUCUAAAGCUGAUAUGAAUGCUUUCCAUGUUGCUGCUGCUCGUGGACACUCAGGAAUUGUCCAGAAAUUUUUGAGCUUGUGGCCUGAGCUUUGUAGAGCUUGUAAUUCUUCAAACACAAGCCCUCUUUACUCAGCUGCUACCCAUGGCCAUCUAGAUGUAGUUAAUGCUAUAUUAGAUGCAGAUGUGAGCUCCAUGCUUAUUGUGCGGAAGAAUGGCAAAACAGCAUUACACACCGUUGCACGAUAUGGCCUUCUCCCUAUUGUGAAAGUUCUAAUAGAAAGAGAUCCAGGGAUUGUGUCCAUAAAGGACAAGAAGGGCCAAACUGCACUGCAUAUGGCUGCAAAAGGUCAGGAUACUUCAGUUUUGGAGGAUCUAUUGGAUGCUGAUCAUCCUAUACUGAAUGAACGUGAUAAAAAGGGCAAUACAGCUGUGCAUAUAGCUACUCGGAAAGUCCGUUCUCAGGUAGUAGGCUUCUUGCUGACAUACACAUCCAUUGAAGUCAAUGUGAUCAACAAUCAACAAGAAACUGCGAUGGACAUUGCUGACAAACUCCAAUAUGGAGAAUCAGCAUUGGAGAUCAAAGAAGCUCUGUUAGAGGCUGGUGCCAAACAUGCAAGGCAUGUUGGUCAAGUUGAUGUAACAAUAGAACUCAAAAGGGCUGUGAGUGAUAUUAAGCAUGAGGUGCACUCUCAGUUACUACAGAAUGAGAAGACUCAGAGGAGAGUUUCAGGCAUCGCCAAAGAACUCAAGAAAAUUCAUAGAGAGGCUGUUCAAAAUACCAUCAAUUCUGUAACUGUGGCUGCUGUUCUUUUUGCCUCCAUUGCUUUCUUGGCUAUAUUCAACUUGCCUGGCCAAUAUAUGACAGAUGGACCAGAAGCAGGAAAGGCAUUGAUCUCUGGUACUGUUGGCUUCCGGGUGUUUUGCCUCCUGAAUGCCACCUCUCUCUUCAUUUCUCUGGCAGUAGUUGUUGUUCAGAUCACUUUGGUUGCCUGGGAUACUAGAUCUCAGAAACUAAUCGUCUCGAUUGUAAAUAAGCUGAUGUGGGCUGCCUGUAUGAGCACCUGUGGAGCAUAUUUAGCUAUAGCUUUUGUGGUAGUGGGAAGGAAGAGCUCUUGGAUGGCUAUAACAAUCACAGUGGUGGGUUUACCCAUUCUGGGCGGGACUCUGGUUAGCAUGAGCUACUUUGUUUUUCGACAGCAUUUUGGAGUUUUUGGUAAUGAUUCUCAGAGACGGAUCAGAAGGGCAAGUGGAAGCAAAUCAUUUUCUUGGUCCUAUUCGGCAAACAUUUCUGAUCUGGAUGACUAUAAUUCUGAUGAGAGAAUCUAUGCCUUGUGAAAAAAUCAGACAUGCCCAAGCAUUUCAAGAGUAACUCAUCACGGCUGAUGUUUGCCUGGAAAGCAAGGGGGCCUUGAACGCCCAAAUCUGGUAUGUUAAGCUUCGGCUUCUUAUUGACAGUGCUUCCCUUCUCAUCUUGUUUGGAGUAAAAGCUUAGUUGUGCAACUUAAGCAGUAGAUGUUCAUGCAAUUUUCCAAGGAAGAUUAGAGUUGAUAAUGCUACAGUUUGUCGAGAUGAUGCUGUAGAUUUUGUAAAUGCAUAUAGAGCUUCUUAAACAUGUUGUAUAUUUUUGUACUACUAUAGUUUCUCUCUCUCUCUCACCUGUUUAAUUGUGUCCCUUGUUGACUGAUCUUUGCCUAGCCUCGUCACAAAAGUUCCUCCAUAGGCCGUUCAGAUUGGGCGGGCAAUGUUGAUAUAUGGCACAAGAACAAAACGAUGGAAUGUGCUCUCUUCUUCCCUUUCAA
Molecule: messenger RNA, 2211 nt
Organism: Coffea eugenioides
Lineage: Eukaryota; Viridiplantae; Streptophyta; Magnoliopsida; Gentianales; Rubiaceae
Product: ankyrin repeat-containing protein At2g01680
Exons: 3
Coding region: 176-1747 (523 amino acids)
Cellular component (GO): plasma membrane
Molecular function (GO): protein phosphatase 1 binding; protein phosphatase regulator activity
Source: RefSeq, a predicted model, not a curated record